GGUCAGUGUUACUUAUGAAUGCUGGGGAUGCAAAUCAAGCUUUGUGGUGAUGCAAAAAUUAAUGGCUAUACUGUUAUCUUUGUUCAUCAAGAAGACUCUAUUUGUAUCACAGCCAUUAAAAACGGCCUGUGGCAUGCAGUAGUGGAUACUGUGAAACUUGAUGAGUUAUGUGAUCUCGUCAAGCAAACGCGUAACCAAUAUACACAGAAUCUCUCAGAGUCUUUUAGUUCUUCUGACCCAUCUAGCUGCUUCAAUUUAAGAGAAGAAGGGGGGAAUUUAAAUUUCGUAUGGUCCAAAGAAAUUAAGAAAGGCAUUAAAAUCAUCUUCGGAUCUUUUUACUUACAACCUUCAUGCAAUCCAUUAGAAUCACUCUGCGAAUUGACGAGUCUAAUCACAAAUAGUCUCAAAGAAUUGAUUUCAUGCUGCAGUACUUUCGAGAGAGAAAACGAGAAGCUAAAGUCUUUGGCUGAUGUGUCUGUAAAGAAAUAUGAAGAAGUGGUUUCUCAGAUAGAUGAUAAAGAAAUUAUCCUUCUUUCGAAGUUUUCAGCUGUUCUGAAUGAAAAGAAAAGAAAGUUGGAAAGCUAUAAAUGUCCAACUUAUGCUUUAAGGGAAGUUGACAAAACACCAGAUGAAUCGUCAUUACAAGAAGACUUGGAUGAUUUAAUACCCUCCAAGGACCGCAGAAGAUCAAAACUUGUCAUUGGUCGUCGUAAAUGAAUCCUAAACAGAAUUAUGGUAUAUCUGAAUCUAGGGGAGGUAUGUACGUAUGGUCGGCCAUGUGAUAUGUGGAUCUUCGUAAUUUUCUGUGAUUAUUACACCGAGCUGCUGUAUAUCUUCCUGUCAAUCAGUUUUUAUCAAUAUAAAUUAAACACUUCUGCAGUUUGUUUUAUGUUUGCCAAUAAAUUAUUUUAAGUUCUCAUAA
This is a messenger RNA of Schistosoma spindalis, 922 nucleotides long. The record is from the annotation of a GenBank genome assembly. NCBI's taxonomy places the organism in Eukaryota, Metazoa, Platyhelminthes, Trematoda, Strigeidida, Schistosomatidae.